CACGCCUGAGCAACCGGUUGGCUCUGGGCUCUCGCUCGCCAGACGAUUCCUCUUCUGCGCACACCACUGCCGUGCUCUAACAACAAUUCACUGGCUAUCUUCACUCCAUAUAGAAGCAGUAUACAAAGCCAGCAUGCAAGCCGGGCGGCCGCCUGCGAAUGCGUCGCUGCGGCGCUCCGUGGCCUCCGACAUAGCAGCAAAGCCUAUAGUGCCGCUGCCGACCGGCACAGCUAGCGGACUCGCUCUACAACCUGAAUCGCCAUGCUGCUCCGCUUGGCAGCGCCAGGCGUCGACCCGGCGCACGAUUCCCGCGGCGGCAUCGCGCGGGGCAUCGGCCGGCGACGACGCCACCUCAUCACAGCCCCAGUCAACGCCAUCCCCCGCCCCAGUCAACGCGCCGGCAACUGGUGGGAAGCCGCCGGCAGCUGCGGGCUGGGGCGCGGCGCUAGCAGCCAAGGCUGCCAAGCCCCGCGGCGCCGGCUCCUCUACGCCCAUCCCACGGCUCGAGGCGGUUGAUGGCGUGCCCGUACUGGGCGGCGGCAAUAGCAGUAGCAGUAGCAGCAGCAGCGGCGGCGCCGCCGCAAGCACUGGCAGCAGUAGCACGAACGGCAUCGGAAGCGGCAGCAGCAACAGCAGCAGAGGCCCAGUGGUAACAAUCACGCCAACCGCCAGCACCGCCGCUGAUGCCGGAAAGGGCAGCAAGCCCGGCGCAGCCGCCUCCGGGCCCCUGACCUUCGACCGCCCCACAACCAACACAACCAACGCCACAACCACCAAACGUUCACGGCCGCAGUCGCCGUCGCCGGCCUCGCCGCGCCUCGCGCGCCCUGCCGCGGGCGCGGCCGCCGGCGCCACUGCCGCGGGCAAAGGGAGGGCUGCGCCCAUUGCAGGUGGCGGCGGCGGCGGCGGUGGCAGCGGCGGCGGUGGCGCAGGUUUGAGGGGCGGGUACCGCAUCACGACGCCUGGCGCCGGUGUGGCUCGGCAGCCGCUGCCGUCUCUGGGAGGUGCUGUAUUCCAGAGCAGCAGCAGCAGCAGGCCUGGCGGCGGCGGCGGCGGCGGCAGUAGCAUCCCCAGCGGCGGCACGCUGGCUGGCAGUAGCAGCAGCACCACCAACAAUAAUACCAGCAGCACCACCAGCUCCGGCGGCAGUAGCAGCCCUAGCCCUAGCAGCAGCACGGCCGCCGCCGCCGUAGCCGCCGCCGCUGCCGCCGCCAAGGACCAGGGCAAGGGCGAUGGUGGAGGUGAUGACGGCGCACUGCCGCUGUCCGUGUCCUUCAGUGCCAUCAUGGGUCUCACAGCCCCCUCCCCAGCCCCCUCCGGCAAGAAGCAGCAGGGGAAGCAACAAAGGGAGCAGCAGCAGCAGAAGCAGCAGGUGGCGACAGCCGACGCCGCGGCGGCCGUUUCGUCCGCAUUCGCGGCCGCUGCCGCGGUGGGUGCGGCAGCCACACCCGGGGCCGGCGGGGCGGACAUGCUAAGCAGUGCCGCACAAGAACAGAAAGAACGACAACAGCAGCAGCAGCAGCAGCAGCAGCAGCAGGAGUGGCAGGGGCAGCAGGAGCAGCAACAGCCCCCGGAGGGGGAGGUGGAGGAGCCGGGGGUGGAAGUGGUGGAUUACACCUACAUGCCGGAUCCGGAACUGGAUCGGAUCGAGGAGGAUCUGGCCGAGGAAAAACGGAUCCAGGCUCUGGAACGGGCGCGGGAUCGCGAUCGGAUCCAAAGGGAGGAGGCGGCGGAGGCGGAGGCGGCGGUGCGGGACGUGUAUCGCGGCGGCGGCGGCGGCGGCGGCGCAUUGCCGCAUUAUGUGGGGCCGGUGCGCGCGGCGCGUGUGGCAGGCCGGGGCUGGGGUCUGCUGGCGGACGCCGACCUGGCGCCGGGGCAGCUGCUGCUGUGCGUGCCGCCCGCGGUGGCGGCGCGGGGGGAGCCGGGGCAGCUGCCCGAGAUGGCCCCGCUGCUGGCGGCGGCGCUGCGGCUGCUGCGCAUCGCCGACGGCCUGGAGCCGCCCGAGGAUGGCAGUAGCAGCGGCAGCAGCGGCAGUAGCAGCAGCAGCAGCAACGGCAAUGGCAGUAGCAGCGCUGAUACAGCUGCAGCCGGGGCGCGGGCUGGGGCCGCAAUUCGGAUCCAGGAUCGGAGGAGUCAGGAGGAGCUGGAUGGGGCAGCUCUAGCGGCACUUGGCACAGGAGGGGAGCGGUCUUCGCUGGCGGCGGCGCCGCCGCCCGACCUGGCGGCGUGGCGGCGCCGACAGUCGGAGUUGCUGCUACUGCCGCCGGGCACAGGGCAAAGGGCGAGCGGCAGUAGCAGGGAUGGCGGUAGCAGGGGUGGCGGAGGAGGAGGUGCAGGCGGCGGAGGCGGAGGCGGAGGCCGCAGGGGUGCCGCCGAGGCGGCGGCGGCGGCGGCGGAGGCGGCUGGGCGGAGGCGGCCGCCGGCCGAGAUAAUGGCUCGCCUGCAGGUGAACCUUUUGGCAGAGGACACGCAGGAUGGAGCGGCGGCCCUAGCAGGGGGCGAGCCUCUGGCCUCCGUGGUGGGUGUGUGGCCGGAGGCAGCGCUGGCCAACCACUCGUGCGCGCCCAACGCUGUUGCGGUGCUGCUGCCGGGAGGAAGCCUUGCGGUCCGGGCCACGCGCCCCGUCCGCUCUGGGGCAGAGAUCACACUCAGCUACCUCCCCGCGGGGGCGUCCGGCGGCGCCGCCGCCGCGCCCGCCGCGGUGCGCCGCGCCGCGCUGCGCGACGGUUACGGUUUCAACUGCCGCUGCCCGCGCUGUCGGUUGGAAGCCGCCAACCGCCACUCGGUGCCGUACAUAUAUGCCGACGCGGAGCGGGCGAGUGAGGAGGCGCUGGCGCUGCUGCAGCUGGCCUCCUCCCGCCGCGACCUGGCUGCGUGUGAGGCGGCGCUGCAGCCGCUGCAGUCGGCCGUGGAGCGGCUUACGGAGGCAAUUGCCCAGCUGGGAGACGAGGUGGACCUAUCAGGCGGCCGCGACGGCGCCACGGCGGUUGCAACCGUCAACCGCCUCGCAGCCGCCGAGCUGCGUCAGGAGGGCAUCGAUCCGGACGAGCUAACCGCCGAGGCAGCGGCGGCGGUUGGUAACGGUAACGGUAACGGUGGCGGCGCUGCCGCAGGCGCCGCCGCUACCUCUCCGAUGGGCCUGCUUUCGGCGGCGGCGCGUCGGGCGGAAGAGGAGGCUGCCAAGUCAAGAGCUGGCGGGAAGCUGCGAAAGGGUGGCGGCGGAAAAGGCGGCGCCAAAGGCGGCGGCGCCAAAGGCGGCGGCGGCGGCGGCGGCGCUGCUGGACGCGGUGUGAAGGCUCCGGCGGUGGACCGCGCGACAGCGGAGGCCUGGCUGGGGGCAGGCGCCGGCUGCCUGAUGGCGGCGACCAUUGACGCCAUGGCGCUGCGAGCGGCGCUGCUGGGCGUGGAUCUGGGCCCGGGCUGGCAUUGGCCGCCCGUGUCACCCGCAGUGGUGCCCGCCUCUUCCGUGCCAGCCUCCGCCUCCGGCCCUUCGGCGCCCACACCCACCUCCCCAGCCCCGGCCCCAGCCUCAGCCUCAGCCCCAGCCUCAGCCCCAGGCUCAGCCCCGGCCUCAGCCCAAGCCCAAGCCCAAGCCCAAGCCUCAGCCCAAGCCUCAUCUUGGGCGGCGUCGUCAGGGGCCUCCCCCGGGGGUGUUGCGGCGGGGGCGCCGCCAGCUGCGGAGACGCCGCCGCCGGUGGUGGCGGUGGUGGCGGCGGUGGCGGUGGCGGGCAAUGAGGCGCUGGUCUCCUCUGGGGGUGUUGCAGAAGGAGCGCCGCCGCCGCCGGUGGUGGCACCGGUGGUGGCGGCGGCGGCGGCGGCCAUGGCUGACGAGGAGUUGGAGGAGGCGCAGGCGGAGGCGGUGGCGGAGCUGAUGGGCGGCCUGGCCACUUACACGCAGGUCAUAGCGCAGGCGCUGCCCGGCUCGCCCGCCCACACGCAGUCCGCGGGCCGGCUGGCGGCGCUGGCGCGGGCGCAGCUGGGGCGGCGGGACCGGCUGUCGUACAGCCUGGCGGCGGCCGCUUACGAGGCCUACAGGCUGCGGUACGGCCGCACCCUGGACGAGCCCACACUGGAGCGGUUGAUGGCGGCGGACAUGGAGGCAAUGCAGGAGGCACGGAAGCGUGAGGCCGCAGCAGCAGCAGCUGCAGAGGCAGCCGCGGCAGCCAAGGCCGCGGCGGCAGCCGCCAAGCGUGCUGCUGGUGCGGGCGCGGGCGCGGGUGCGGGCGCGGCGGCUGAGGGCAAAGCAUUGCAGGAUGGAGCUGAGGAUUACGAGGAUGUUGAUGAAGAUUUGGAGGAGGAGGAGGGAGAGGAAGAGGAGGAAGAUGAGGGCGUGAACGCCACGCUUCAGGCACUGUUUGAGGAGGACGCGGCUCUCCGCGAGCGCGCGCGACAGGUGGCGGCGGCCGCCGCCGCAGCCGCGGCAGCGGCGGAGCAGGCCGCGAGGGAGGAGGCCGCCGCGGCGGCGGCGGCGGCGCGCGCGCAGCGGCAGCAGCUCCGCCGUGCGGAUGUGCGGGCGGCGGCGGAUGCGGAGGAGGAGGAGGCGGCGCUCGAGGCGGCGAUUGAGGCGGCGCUGCCGGAUAACGUGGUUGCGGCGCGUGCUGCUGACGUGUCGGUUGGCAGCGGUGGCGGCGGCGGCGGCGGCGGCGGCGAGGGUCAGUUUGACCCCAUAGCUGAGGCGGAGGAGGAGCUCCGCCGGCUGCUGGGUGCUACUAGCAGCAGCAAGGGUGGAAGGGGCAGUGAGGCGGCGGCGGCGGUGCCGCCGCCGCCAUCGUUCGUGGCGCGCCGCCGCGACGCCGCCGGCGCGGGCGCGGCUGCGCCGCCGCCGGUGCUGCCGCCGCGGCCGCCGCAGCCGCAGCCGGGCGCCGCGGCUGGGGCGGCGGGCGUAGACCCCGCGGCGAUGGCGGCGGCUGCUGCGGCGGCGGCGGCCCGGAUCCCGGUUCGUCGCAUCGGUCGCAAGGCCAUGCCUUCAGGCACGCCAGGUGCCACGGCGGCGGCAGGGGCAGCUGGAGCGCCGGUGGUGGAGCGUGUGUCGUCGUCUCGUAAGGAGGCGGGAGAGGAGGAGGAGGAGGCGCAGGCAGUGCAGAGGUUGUUUACCCGCGAGGUUGUGGGACAGGAGGAUGAGGAGACGGAGGCGGCGACGUCUGUGCGGGGCGGUGCUGGUGUGAGCGGCGGCAGCAGGAGCAGGGCGGGGAACCGCGGCGGCACAGGUAGCGCUAGUGGGGCGGCGGCGGGAGCGGGUGCGGCGGCGGCGGGGGCGGGGGCGGCGGGUGUGGGAGGAGGUGCGGCGCUGCCGGAUGGGCUGCUCGAUGUGUUCGGACUGGGGCUGGAUGGCGGGGAGGGGACGUAGGCGGUAGGCGGUAGGCGGUAGGCGGUAGGCGGUAGGGAGCCAUGGGGUCUGGAUACCGGUCCGGCGUAUCGGUCGCAAGGCGGGGAGGGGACGGGGCGGUAGGCGGUAGGCAGUAGCUGCGAGGCGGGGCCGUGCGUGUGUGAGGGAGGCAGCCUGCGGCACGAAGCGGGCGGUGCGAACUGGAUGUCAACGCAGUCGCGGUGUUGCUCGCUGUUGUUGUUGUUGUUGUUGUUGUUGUUGUUGUUGUUGUUGUUGAUGUAUCGGUACUGGCGGUAUGCUGAUAUACCGACAGUGGCCAACCAACUUGUGCUGGCGGGCUAGGCGGGCGGGUGGAGGCAGUGCCGACGGAUACGUCAGUGCAAUGCGUUGGUAAGUGCUGGUUCAGGCCCAAGCAGACAGGAGGUCUGAGGCAGAGUGAGCGACCGGGCAUCUUUAAAUGUAAUUUGCGUUCCGU
This is a messenger RNA of Chlamydomonas reinhardtii, 5801 nucleotides long. RefSeq lists its product as uncharacterized. Gene Ontology annotation, molecular function: protein binding. The transcript is spliced from 12 exons. The record is from RefSeq and is a predicted model, not a curated record. The coding region runs from base 134 to 5347 and encodes 1737 amino acids. Lineage: Eukaryota; Viridiplantae; Chlorophyta; Chlorophyceae; Chlamydomonadales; Chlamydomonadaceae.